AUGUCGAUCGAAGAGGCUAGGAAAUUGGCGGGCCGCAAGGACUACGCCGCAGCAGAGGCUGAGUACCUCGCGCUGCUGAACGACGCGGAGAACCAGGACAAGAAACGCGCGCAGCUGCAGGAGCAAUGUAUCUUGGAGCUGGGGCGGAUGUACGCCGAGGCACACGACGCGGACAAGCUGGCGGCGUUCAUCCCGCGGUCGCGUGAUUUCAUGAUGCAGUUUGCGAAGUCCAAGACGGCCAAAGUGCUGAAGACACUGAUCGACCAGUUUGACAGGAUCCCAGAUACGCUGGAGAAGCAGAUCGAGGUGUGUAAAGAGUCCAUUGCGUUUGCGCAGGCGGAGAAGCGGGUGUUUCUCAAGCACUCGCUGUCGGUGCGGCUCGCGACGCUGUACUACCAGAAGGGACAGUACCACGACUCGCUGCAGCUAAUCAACGAGUUGCUGAAGGAGUUCAAGAAGCUGGACGACAAGUCGUCGCUGGUGGAGGUGCAUCUGCUGGAGUCGAAGGUGUACCACAAGCUGCGCAACCUGGCAAAGUCGAAGGCGGCGCUGACCAGCGCGCGGACGUCCGCGAACUCAAUCUACUGUCCGACGUUGACGAUGGCAGAGCUAGAUCUCACGAGCGGCAUCCUGCAUUGUGAGGACAAGGACUACAAGACUGCAUUUUCAUACUUCUACGAGUCGUUUGAAGGCUUCCAUAACUCUGCAGACACGUCGGGCAAGGCGUGCCAGGCCUUGAAGUACAUGCUCCUGUCGAAGAUUAUGUUGAGCUUAAUCGACGAAGUGAACACCAUAUUGAACGCCAAGUAUACGAAAGAGACGUAUCAGUCGCGGGGCAUAGACGCGAUGCGCGCUGUCGCGGACGCGUACUCCCAUCGUUCGCUGCUGGAAUUCAACACUGCCUUAAAGCAUUAUGACAGGGAGCUCAUGGGAGACGACUUGAUCCGGUCCCAUUUCAAUGCGCUGUACGACACAUUGCUGGAAUCCAAUCUCUGCAAAAUCAUUGAACCCUUUGAGUGUGUCGAGGUGUCCCACAUUUCCAAAAUGAUUGGUCUGGACCCCCAGCAGGUCGAGGGCAAGCUGUCGCAGAUGAUCUUGGACAAGGUGUUUUACGGUGUUCUUGACCAGGGUAACGGAUGGCUCUAUGUGUACACGACCCCGGACCAAGAUGCUACAUAUGACUCCUCUCUCGAGUUGAUCGUCAAACUAAAUACUGUUGUCGAGCAGCUCUUCGAUAAGGCAAGCGUUUUGAAUUAG
Messenger RNA from Eremothecium gossypii ATCC 10895, 1257 nucleotides. It is a transcript of the gene RPN6, whose product is annotated as proteasome regulatory particle lid subunit RPN6. The record is from RefSeq and is marked provisional. NCBI's taxonomy places the organism in Eukaryota, Fungi, Ascomycota, Saccharomycetes, Saccharomycetales, Saccharomycetaceae. Gene Ontology annotation, cellular component: proteasome regulatory particle, lid subcomplex. Gene Ontology annotation, biological process: ubiquitin-dependent protein catabolic process. The transcript has a single exon. The coding region runs from base 1 to 1257 and encodes 418 amino acids. Gene Ontology annotation, molecular function: structural molecule activity; protein binding.